AUGGCUGAAGCCCCGCUAGAGAGCUCUAGCACCCCGCCUGGCGCUACCUCAGAAUCAACGCGUCCGGGCGGCCCCAUGGAAGAGCAGGACCCUCAGACCCGGAAGCGCCCGCGCCUCGACAGUGGAAGCCGAGUGAGCGAGUCGCUGUCGAUCGAUGACUGCGCGACGGCCGCGCCUGCCGUCGACAUGGACGAGACCCCGGAUAACGCGCGCCCUCCUUCCAAAGUCACCAUCAACGUCAAGUCUCCCGCCUCCGACAUGCCAUCCGGCGUGGACACCCCGACCGAGCAGACUGAGGUCGCGCCGGAGCCUCAGCCCACCCCCGACGAUGCGCCCAUCUCAAUCUCGUCGUCCCCCGACCACACCCCCGAUAUCGAAGUUGCCGAGCUGGAGGACAUAGAUCAGGACCCCAACAUGUCCAGCUGGAGGCCGCUGGAGAAGGUAUUGCAGGACCAUGUCGCGCCCGAGAUCGUCAAGAGUCGUGGCUCCGUCCCGAUGAUCAACUGGUUCCCCAGAGUGCGUGAGAACUUGGGGCCUCGUGAGAACUUGGAAAGGAUUUGCAUGAUGAUUGAUAAAGGUGACCAAUACGACGCCGGAGUACUGGUCGCUACAAAACAUUGGUUGGACGACUGCGCGGCCAAUCUGGAUCGCCUGACACCAGAGGUUUUUGCUGAAGAUCAUGAAUUCUGGGAGGAGCUCCCCAGUGUGGUGGAGGCCCUGCUGCGUCGACAACAACCAAUUCAACUGGACGCUGGCCAAGGUAUUUGGAGUUUCCUGGAGGAAUUCUUCGUGGACUUCGCCCGAAUUACAUUUCAUCUGGUUCGACUGGACACGUUAAUCCUGAGCCAGGUAUCCAACGAGACAGAUAUCCAACUGCCGGACAGCUUGUCACGGCAAUACCUACAACCUCUUGCCUGGACGAUUCAACUCACCAACAUUCCUUUCUUUCGUACUCUGGACCGGCUGCAUGAUACCGAAGUUGUGGAUCUUCUCGUCUGCAUCAGAAAUCGGGUCACGGCAGCUCCGAUAGAUGCCCCCAGUGCACUGUCGGAGUACGUGUCUCUCAUCAUUCCACGCCUUCCGAAAUACCCACAGCUAUCAACGAUGCUUAUCAGCGUCUUCCUUGUCAUUUGCCCUCUGAUCGAUCGCACCUUAGAGCGGAAGCUGAAUGAUGAACCGACUGUGGAUUUGCCAGUCAUACGAACCCUUUAUGAGACAGUGCGCGUGAUGGACGAAGCGUACCGCGAGCAUAUUACCAAGAAGUCGCCAUGGCUCACCAGCGAAAUGUCGGAUCAGUUUCUGCGUUUCUUUUGCCGCAGUUACCUUGCCUUCUCCCAUUUCUCUGACGAAUAUCUUCAGCGCCUGUCAACUGAUCUGUCAAUACCUCUCCCGCAAGACGUCACUUCAGAAGAAAGCGGGUCAGUCCUUUGGUGGGCCUGGAGGUUCGGCAUUCUCAAGAAACACACUAUGGAGGGUCGCAUGGAGCUUCGAGUCCUUGGCGUGGAAACGAUGCAGUCUGAUUUAGUUGGGAUUUGGCGGCAGAAUCUCGCUCAAAACCCCGACGGUGUCUCCUUGCCUUUUAUCCAGUACUUGGUUCGCUUCCUGCGCGACAGCAAACUCGUGGACUAUCUUGUGGGCGUCGAUUCUCAUCCACAAUUGAUCAGCCGCAGCAGCAACAUCGUCGGGUUCUUGGUUGUGACCUCCUCCUACACAGAUGCUGAUACAGACAUCAUCUGGAAGACUGUGACUGAAAGCCAAGACAGCCGAACCAUCUCCGAAGUCCUGUCGAUGUUAAUGCGCACACUGCCCAUGCACGCGUCUGCAUCCUCUGCCCUGCUUUACGUCUGUUCAAAAUUGCUCGAGUUUCCCCUGGAGCGGUUUGAUUCGCGGAUCAUUGACUUUUGUCACCAUCUCCUGCAGAAUGUGCGGGAAAAGCAUUUCGAAAAAGGACGCUACGACCUAUCUGAGGCCGAACAUGUGGAUCCCAUCCCCUUACGCCUAUGCGUGCGCCUUAUUCGGGAGAGCGCUGCUGCUACGGAUCUUGCCGUGGAGCAAAAGACCAUGAUGCAGAAGUUCGGCAGUACGCAGCUCAGGGAGUUCAUCAAGGCUGGACUUAGCGAGGUUGAUAAAAUGGAGAUGUACGAGCGCUGCAUCCAGGAUAUUGCCGAGAUGAACGAAUUCACUGCUGGAAGCAUCCAGGCGUUGAACGCCCUCGUUCCUAUGCCUGGUACACAGGAGAUUUGGAAACUGGCAACUGAAUUUGAUCUGACACGGCUCGUGAUUGCGGAGUUUGCCCACAUUGUUGGCGAAGGACAGGUUAAUUUCGGCGAUCCUUUCUCCCACCACGGCUUCAUUUCACGCGUCCAGAUCCUGUCUCGACUCAUUGACAUGGCCCCAGAUACCAUCGAUUCUGACCUCGGAAAUACACUUUGGAACGAAAUUCUCAUGUCCAAAACACUUGUUCCCCAAGGCCGCAUAGCCGUUUGGGACAUGCUGUGCACCGUCACCGGUCGCACUGGCAAGCCGAACACGUUCAUCGAGCGGUGCAUCCAGGAAUACUUGCCAGCACUGCUCCCCGACGAUUACUCACCAGAAGUACUAGCGUUCGCCAAGCAGUCGAUUCACUACGAUGUCCGGUUCAAUCCCCCUCCAGUCGCCGAUGAGAAUGAAGUCGUGAUGAUUCCUGGUAUGGAGCGGAUCUGGCAGUUUGUUCUGACCGCACCUUCUGGCUCUAUUGAAACCGAGGCAACCAACUACGCGAUUGAAGUCUACCUGGAUCAUAACAUCAUUCGUCGAUCGCCGCGCUCAGCCGUGGAGGCAACCCAUGUCUCCAUCGUCGAGCGCUGUAUUGACCAGCUCAAAUCGGCUGCUGGAAUAUUGAAGUCCUCCAGCAGUCAUUCCACCGUUAGCGAUGGCACCAUGGAGAUAGACAGCUCGCAGGGUGGUAUCGGAGCGCAGGAGCUUAGAUUUAGACGCUCAUUGCUUUUUCUGCGGCAACUGCUGCACGGAUUGAGGACUCGCCCGCAAUACAGUCCCCGACAACGCUCGCCGCCCCGCCUGCCUGACCGACCCCUCAAAGGCGACCCCGUUGAUAUCUCCUAUCAAUGGUUCGAUGGCGCCAAUAGAUCCAGUGUCAGCAUCUUGCAGAUUGGCGACCACUCCACAGCGGCUGAACUCGUCGAGCGGCUCGCUCAUCUCACCGGAUUUUCCAAAUUUGCCGCCAUCUGCGGUGGACAUAACGUGGAGCUACUAAAGGACCCGCAAGCCCUUGUGAAGGAUCUGAAGUUUCUGUCUGGGCUACUUAUUCUUCGCAAAGUCCCAGAGGCCCCGGAAUUGGCUCGAGGUGGAAGACGCCAGCCUCUUACCUCCGUUGAUGCGGAGGUGCUCAAACAUUUCGAUGAACUCUACGAUCUUCUUGAUCUUAAAGAUGAUCUCGCACAGGAGAUCUACGAUUUUCUUGUCGUUUUCCCUCCCCAGGAUCGAGUUCGCGAGCUUGUUAGGUCCAAGUCUCAAAGCGACAAGGAUCUGUUUCCUCUCGAGAAGCCGUUCAAUGCUCUCUACUCAAUGAACACCCUGUCAGCAUGCUUGCGCGAGGAAUCUGUAGAGAUCUCGCCUGAACAAACCUUCGUCGCGCAUAGCAUUCAGGUCCUGGUGUUGUUCCUGGCUGGUGACGGGCUCCUGGAAUCUCUCGCCGCAAAUUCUGUGAAGUUCGUCCUCGUUACCAGUGCGGUCGAGUGCCUUGUGGUCGCUCUCUCUGUCUAUCACCCGGCCAAUGAUGAGCACAGCUUGGUUCAGGAACCCACUUUGUUAGUACAGCGGCUUGUCGACCUCAUUGACAUUGGCCGUCAUACGUCUUCUAGCACUGUUCCUGGUAUCAAUAUCCAGCGAUUGAUAUGCAACUCGUUCGGGGUCUUGAUCGAAGGCUCCUUGAGCGACCAGAAGUUCUGGAGCGCUGUCAAGCAACAGGUGAAGUUCGACGAGCUCCUAUGCUCCCUUCUGCUGGAGGAAUGUCGACAGCCAAUCCGCCAUGAGAUCGCAGAGCGCAUUAAGAUGACCUGUAGUCCUUCAAAGCCAUUCAAGCAGUCCGUCAAAUUGACUACUGAAGAUCCGCAAAACACAUCGCCCCUCGAUAAUCCUGCUCGGAUUGAUAUGCUUGCUACGAUUUGGAGUGCUUUUGUUCAGGACAUACCGAAGACCACGGAGCAUGCCUCCCAGUCGGCGGAGUUCUUCCGGACUGCUCUCUGGGUGCUUCAAUCUGUCGCUGAGAAAUCACCCCGGGAUUUGAUAUUUGGUGACUACGUCAAGCAGUGGAGUGAGAUUAUGUUGAGCCAUCGCACCGAAGAGUUUGUGGGACGUGAGCUCGUCGAUGACCUGAUCCUCGGAUUUGCUCAUUUGCUUGAACUGUGCCUCGAUCUGGCUGAUUCUGCCCAAGCCAGAAUGGACACCUCUCACCUCGCCGAGAAAAUCCUCAGCACUUACCUCUUCCCAGACUUGUCAUUGGAAUCGUCGGAGCCCAUCAUUCCACAAACCCCUGUCAUGCAUAACCUCACUCGUCAAAAGCUCUACAACAUUAUCAACCUUCUCUGCAAACGGAACGACGAUGUUUAUGCGAACGUUUUGGACCAGGUGGAAGCACUCGUCCCGCGAGACUAUACCUACGUCUCAAGCUCGGCUCUUGACCGAUCGAAAAUGCUUCGCGCACCAGAGGGUUACGCUGGCCUCAGGAAUCUCUCGAAUACUUGCUAUUUGAAUUCCUUAAUGACACAGCUGUUCAUGAAUGUUGAAUUCAGAGAGUUUAUUCUGGGACUUCAUCCUGCGGACCCCGGCUCGUCACAAAGGUUGCUCUAUGAGACCCAGAGACUCUUUUCAUGGAUGCAAGAGACCUGGAUGAAGAACUUAGAGCCACAGGAAUUUGUGGACAGCAUUCGAACUUACGACAACGAGGCUAUUGAUGUCACUAUCCAGAUGGAUGUUGACGAGUUUUACAACCUUCUCUUCGACCGCUGGGAAGCUCAAGUUCUUGACCCCGAAGACAAGAAGAAGUUCCGCUCCUUCUAUGGGGGCCAGCUGGUUCAACAGAUCAAGUCCAAGGAAUGCGAACACAUAUCGGAGAGGUUGGAGCCGUUUUCGGCUAUUCAGUGUGACAUCAAGGGCAAGGCGAGCCUCGAGGAGAGUUUGCAGGCGUAUGUUGAGGGCGAGGUCAUGCAGGGAGACAACAAGUAUUCUUGCACUUCCUGCGGACGGCAUGUUGAUGCUGUCAAGCGAGCUUGCCUCAAAGAUGUCCCCGAUAAUCUCAUAUUCCACCUCAAGCGGUUUGACUUUGACAUGGUGACCAUGAUGCGAAGCAAGAUCAACGACGAAUUCCAGUUCCCUCAUCGCAUUGACAUGGCCCCGUUCAAUGUGGAAUACCUUUCCGACUCGAACGCCUCUAUUGAGCCGGACGUCUUUGAGUUAGUCGGGGUUCUCGUCCAUACUGGCACAGCUGAAUCUGGCCAUUAUUACUCCUACAUGCGUGAGCGACCAACGGCUAGUAGCGUGCCGUCGUGGGUUGAAUUCAACGACUCCGACGUCAGCAGGUUUGAUCCGGCAGCCAUCGCCGACCAAUGCUUCGGCGGCCAAAGCGAAUCUCACUCUGUCAAUGGUGUUCGGCUCAACAAGGUCUGGAACGCCUACAUGCUGUUUUACCAGCGUGUGUCAACAAUGGAGCAAUCCAACGCCGUCUUCAGGUCGACAAAGCGCAAUGUCCCUGCCCAGGUGCCCAUUCCAACCGUGUUUGCAAAUCAUAUCGCCAUCGAAAACGAGCUCUACGUUCGGAGCUACUGCCUCCUGGACCCCUAUUACACCUUUUUCGUGCAACAGCUAUUACGACGCUUGGACACCGUGGCUCCCACCUCAAAUCGAGAAAAGGUCAUCGGACUGGCGGUCGAUGUCGGCAUGGACACCCUCGAGCAGCUGGUGGCGCGGACGAAGGAUGCCAUGGGUCUGGAUAACCUCUUUACUGAGAUCUUUCAAAUCCUCGGCCAGACCCCUUACGCUGCGCAUCGGGUGUUGGAUUGGGUGUGUGGACGGCGCACUUCCAUCCGCAACCUUAUCCUUCGGGGCCUUCAUUCAGAAGUUCGGGUCAAGGGAUAUAUGCUCAUCGUUGGUGCUCUGAAGCAUCUUCACACGACGUCCAAAGAUUCCGAGCUCGAUGAGAGCGAUCAAAAGAUAUGGCGCUCGCGCUUCGAAUCUGCUUUCGACCAAGUUGCUGAAAUGCUGGACAAUUUGUGGCCUGCCCUCCAAAGUGCACCGCGUCCGUGGGAUGACUAUCAUGAGUUCCUCAACAUGCUUACUGAGUUUGGUCCGUGGGCCAUAAGAGUUCUGCUAGACAAGGGUAUCUUCAUGAGAUGCCUCGAAAUAAUCUGGCUCGAAGGAGAAGACCGCAAGAGACUGAGGGGUCACUAUUCGACUUAUUGCAGAUUGCUUGAGAAAGGUCGUCGCUUCUCCCACCGAAAGCUUCUAGACCUGUGUUUCCUCUUUUUCAAGCGGAUUGACCUCACUCUUCCGCCGACUAUGGAGGAUGAGGAUCGAACUAUAUCAGCUGACGGCAGGUUCUCCGUGAACCUGACUGAGAGCUCCUUCAUCAAGUCUUUGGACAAGGACGGUUCACUCAUACUCCUGACCAAAAUCAUCACACAUCACCACUGGGUGAAUACCCAAGCUUGUCGGAACAUUCUUUCUCUCCUCCUCGAAGCAGAACCCGAGGCGGGCCUGCUGGGUCCUAUCUGCCUGACACUGGAGGUCGGUUUAAGAGUGUCACCCGCGGAUCUCUGCACACCAUUUUUGGAUUCGACAAUCCUGUUUUGCAGACGUUCCCCAGAUGAAGAGAGAAUAAUCGCCAUGAUCGACUUUGUUGCCAAGGGGGUGGAAUCUAUCAACAACAGCGGAGGCUUGGAACACUUGGAAUUCUUCACACAUCUGUGCCGCCUGUCGAACGAUCGUGCCAACCUGGACCGCAAUAACUUCACUCAACUGUCCAUGGAGAAGAUUCCGGACUGGGCUCCCACUCUCCUCAUUGAUAAGGACAGAAAUGUGCGGCACGCGACAAUCAGCGCUCUUAGCACCUUGCUUUUCACCGACACCGAUGGGGCCGACGAUGAAUACCAGGCUCGGUGCUCUUCCAUUGCUCGCGAAUUGAUGACUGCUUGCGUGAACAGGAUCGACAAGUCAUUCCUCCAUAGUGACAUUCAGACCAUUGAGUCCAGGAUUGUGGAGGCGAUCAUUCAGGUCAUUAACCACUGCUUGGAGAACUUCUAUGACGAUAGCAAGGAGGAGGACAAGAAGGUUAUCCAGGAGGCUAAUACUGCCGUAGUGUUCCUCGAGCGCAUGACUGUCGAUGCCCCCGAAGAACUGAUUUCUGAGGACUGGGAAAACAACUCUCCUCUGGGUAGCGACUCGGAAGAAGUAGGACUCGUGGGAUCGCCUUAA
Molecule: messenger RNA, 7467 nt
Organism: Penicillium riverlandense
Lineage: Eukaryota; Fungi; Ascomycota; Eurotiomycetes; Eurotiales; Aspergillaceae
Exons: 11
Coding region: 1-7467 (2488 amino acids)
Biological process (GO): protein deubiquitination
Cellular component (GO): cytosol; nucleus
Molecular function (GO): cysteine-type deubiquitinase activity; cysteine-type endopeptidase activity
Source: RefSeq, a predicted model, not a curated record